Darwinula stevensoni is the source of this 1141-nucleotide messenger RNA. The record is from the annotation of a GenBank genome assembly. Lineage: Eukaryota; Metazoa; Arthropoda; Ostracoda; Podocopida; Darwinulidae.
AUGGAACUCUUAGAUGCAGUGUUUAGCUGGUUGGAAUACGCCACGAACCCGUUUGUCUCCAUCGUAAUUGCCUGCCUCCUGUAUCCUAUGGCGGAAGGACACGACGACGAUGUGAAUUCUUACUUUCACGUGUCGAUCAUUUUCCACGAUUUGAUUCGACGCAGCCCGGCGAUCAUGGUGAACGAUCGGCAGCUAUGGCUCGCCGGCCUCGUCGGCUUGGAUCCGGAAACAGGGGAUUUGGUCUCAGACGAUGUGGCCGAUCAGACUCGCCAGGCUCUCACGAACAUGGGUUCCGUCCUCGAGCACGCCGGUGCAAGUUACAAAAACGUGGUGAAGACGUCGGUGUUCUUGACCGAUAUCAAUGACUUCCAAGCCAUGAACGAGGUCUACAAAACCUUUUUCCCGGAGAAUCCACCAGCGAGAUCCGCCUAUCAAGUCGUUGCUCUACCCAAGUCGCGAGGAGACGAAUGUAGGAUGAGUUCUUUCGUGAGGAAAGUCGUUCGACCGCCGACCAAAGUGUCUGCCAUCGGGCAUUACAGAACCCCUUGGUUCUCUCGAUGCUCCCGGCCGGCGACAGGCGGAAGGACACGACGACGAGGUGAAUUCUUACUCUCAGGUGUCGAUCAUUUUCCACGAUUUGAUAUUCGACGCAGCCCAGCGAUCAUGGUGAACGAUCGGCAGCUAUGGCUCGCCGGCCUCGUCGGCUUGGAUCCGGAAACGGGGGAUUUGGUCUCGGACGAUGUGGCCGAUCAGACUCGCCAGGCUCUCACGAACAUGGGUUCCGUCCUCGAGCACGCCGGUGCAAGUUACAAAAACGUGGUGAAGACGUCGGUGUUCUUGACCGAUAUCAAUGACUUCCAAGCCAUGAACGAGGUCUACAAAACCUUUUUCCCGGAGAAUCCCCCAGCGAGAUCCGCCUAUCAAGUCGUUGCUCUACCCAAGAAUGCUCGUGUGGAGAUCGAAGCUGUAGCGAUUGCUGGUGAAGUGUUGGAUGUCCCAGUCAUCAAACAGUGAUCACACCAUUCCAGUCCAUUACGCGUAUCCUGAAGUAGUCUGAUGAUGCAUGAGAUUCCAUUUGGGGAUGAAUUCUCAUGAGCCUGUCUUUUGAUGCAUUUUAUUUCCAUGACCAUAAAGUUACCCC